This is a messenger RNA of Symbiodinium sp. CCMP2592, 516 nucleotides long. Lineage: Eukaryota; Dinophyceae; Suessiales; Symbiodiniaceae. The record is from the annotation of a GenBank genome assembly.
AUGCAGAAAGCCGACACAGAGCUUCCCGCGCUCCUCGACCAGGUGCUGCCCAUGCUGGAGUGGCUGGAGAUUCGUCGCGUCUGUUUGACGCAGCGGCGGAGCAGCGAGGCCCUCCUCCGGGCGGUGUACUCCCGGUACCUUUUGAACACGCCUGCAUCGGUGCGGGCUCGCGUAUCCCGGCUCGGCAAGCGGCUGAGUGGGGCGCAGGCUGCCCAGGCCCGGGCAUCACCUGAGGCGCGGACCGCAGCCGCCGUGGAGAUCACGGUUUUGCAGCAGUGCGUGCACGUCCUCGGUGAGAACUGUGGGCGGUAUGCGGAUCUUCUGGAGCGGGUGGGAUUCACGGUCGGCGACGACCUGGAGUGCAUGUCUGAUGCUCUCCUCGAGUCGCUGGAGAAGCUCCAGGCGUUGACCGACGCCGUCACGCGACUGCGAGACGUGGCAGAAUCUCUGCCGCCGCCUGGCACAUCUUGCCGAAGAAGUGGAGCCGACGUUGGAUACCCGCUCGAAGACGACUGA